GAAGCAUUGACAAGAAAGGCAACGGAUGCCUUUUUGAACAUUUUAAUAGACGGCAUGAGGAAGAGUAUGAGCCGCACAGGCACUCGUCACUCCUGCAGUGCAGACAAUCUGAAUGUGAACCCUGCUAUUCCUCCUGCUAGCAUCGUCGUGGACACCAGUACUUCUACAACUACUAUUAGCGGACAACAACA
Molecule: messenger RNA, 191 nt
Organism: Amoebophrya sp. A25
Lineage: Eukaryota; Dinophyceae; Syndiniales; Amoebophryaceae
Source: the annotation of a GenBank genome assembly